Molecule: messenger RNA, 366 nt
Organism: Fulvia fulva
Lineage: Eukaryota; Fungi; Ascomycota; Dothideomycetes; Mycosphaerellales; Mycosphaerellaceae
Exons: 1
Coding region: 1-366 (121 amino acids)
Source: RefSeq, a predicted model, not a curated record
AUGGCAGACAACACUUCGACCUCGACCACAUCACCCCGGACAGCGACAUAUAUCUUGCUGGCAUGCGCCAUAGCCAGUCAAAUCUUCGAGUACGUCCAGGACUCAUCACUUCCGGAACGAUUCAGCAGCAUCUACUUGUUUGCAGCAUGUUGCUACUGCGUCCACGCCAGUCCCGAACCGACAUAUAAUCCCAAUUUCGAGGUGUUUGUCAUCUUAUGCAUGGGAGUUUCCAGUCAAAUUAUGUGCCUCCGGUCAGGCAGUUCUUGGUUAACGCACAUCAACCACUUACUGGCAACUCUGGCAUUGUACAUUGGUGCUGCGAAACCUUUCCGUCGAAGAGCUGCUACGACGAGAGAGCUGCGCUAG